CACUCUCAUCGAUAUCAUAAUCGAAAUGCGCAUUUGUAUUGUACAUGAUUUCGUCGUGUUUGUAGUUGUCGGCGACGACGACAACGAUCACGACGACGGUGAUGUUUUUUCGCAUUUUAGAAUUGAGACGCAGUAAUAAGCACCAAUUUACCGCUUUUCGAACGAUUUACAAGCCUAUGAAUUUCACCGACGAUUUUCUAUUCGAUUGGCACUCAUACUUCAUUUUAGUUUGGUCGCGUGCACACACAGUCACUUCAGUUGAUGUCGCAAUUAUUUUAUGUUUUCAACUAUUUGUGAAAUUUUUUUUAUCAUUGUCAAGUGUUUGAAUUGUAAAAGAAAAUUCCAUAACUUGUAAGAACAACGACAAAAAAAGAAGAACAAAUUGAAAAAAAGAAAGAAAGAAAAAAGUUGGACGAAAAAAAAAUCGAAUAAAAAAGAGUGCAAGAUGACGUCACCAUUUCAUGAAGCACUGGGUCCACAAAAGUAUGGUGAUUUUGUGUUCGAAUGGCGUUCAUUGCUAAAUACACCAUGCUAUGGAUUCAGUGGGCCAAAUGCAUGUUAUUCAACGACUUGCAGUCAUAAUCCCACAUCGUUAUCGGAGACGGAAAAGCCAUUAGGCAAGCCAAAGUUGCCAAAUUCAUCGAAAAUGUCAUUCAAAUUCUAUAUGAAUGCGAAAAAAUCAUUGUCUAACUGUGAACGUGCCGCCAUCGACCAUACCACAUACAAAUCAUCGUUAGCAACGCAUUUAACUGUGCAAAUGAAUGCACACGGCUACAGCAGAAGGAAUACGUACGAAGAAUACGAGCAAAAGUUUAAUGGCGAUGUCUAUUACGAUGGACGAUCGAGUGAAAGCCGGUUAUUGUACGACGAUUUAUCGAUGGUAAAAACGAAAGACUUCAACCAACUUUGUGAGCCGAGUUAUUACACGAAGAAUUUUCCGUGUGUACAGUACAUUCAAACGGCUGCCGAAUCGGAUGGCGAACGCACGUUGAAGAAUUCAUCACACGAAAUUGUUGUGUCAGCGAAAAAGUAUACGUUCAAUCCACUGUCGGAACCAUUCCAUCCAAUGCGAAACAUCUACUCGAAUAUGAGCUCCCCAGCCACUUCAUCGGAAUGCUCGUCCAUCGCGUCCACCACGGCCACGCCAGAAACAACAACAAAGACCACAUCAAUUGACCAAAUCAAAAGCGAACAAUUCGUAUGUAUUUUGUGCCCCGAAAAGUAUGAUACUUUGGAUGAACUGAAACAACAUUUGAAGAAUAAAGUGCAGCAACCGCACACUUGCGUCAUUUGCGGUGUGUCAUUUACACAUAAUUAUUUGUUGCAUCGUCACAUGAAACAACAUCGUAGCCUCAAAGUGUUCCGGUGUCGAUGCUGUAACAAAAAAUUCCGCAGCCUCAAUCAGCUUGGAAAGCAUUUCGAUUUUUGCCGAUACAAAUUGUACAUGUUUAUUUAAAUUGCUUGUGUUUUUUUUCUUUGUAAUUUGUAUCGUGUAUUUUUAUCAGUAUUUGUUUGACUCGAAAUUUACAUGUAAAAAUGUAUACAUUCAAUCGCCUCGUCUAAUCUAUAGAUAUAAAAUAUAAUCUCCUCGAAGUAAUUUUGAGAACAUAAAAAUGAAAUUAGAAGAAAAAAAAAAAACAGAAAAGACAAUUUAAAGAGAAAAAAUUAAAUCGUAUUUAUGGUAAUAAGUUUAUUUUUUUGUGAAAUUGUGAAACAUACAAAAUGAAACGGUAUGCAUAGAUCAGUCAAUAGACAAUUUAUUGCGAUAUGAAUAAGUUCUACUGUCAUUUUCACUUAAGUUUGGUUUUGUGCUGAACAUUUUGCUUUUAUGACAUGUAAUUGAGAGCAUCAUUAUUUUAACAAUCCAAUAAAAGAUGAAAGCAUUUAUUGUUUUAUUGCAACGGCAAUUUCUCCUACCAGAA
Molecule: messenger RNA, 1922 nt
Organism: Sitodiplosis mosellana (orange wheat blossom midge)
Lineage: Eukaryota; Metazoa; Arthropoda; Insecta; Diptera; Cecidomyiidae
Product: zinc finger protein 333-like
Exons: 2
Coding region: 446-1456 (336 amino acids)
Biological process (GO): regulation of transcription by RNA polymerase II
Cellular component (GO): nucleus
Molecular function (GO): RNA polymerase II cis-regulatory region sequence-specific DNA binding; DNA-binding transcription factor activity, RNA polymerase II-specific
Source: RefSeq, a predicted model, not a curated record